CACGCAAUUGUCACAUCGUAGCGGAUUCUGCCUUCUCCUAUGUGUCACCAUGGCUCUCUAACCGUGCAAACGCACAGAACAAGUGUGAACCAGCACUUGUGCUGCACCAACAGAACCACUGCAACUAUGGAGUCAUUUACCUCCCGCUCUGCACCUUCCGCUGCAAUUUCCAGCAGGAAUCGUGCCUCCUACAAUCGUGCCUCCUACAAUCUCUCAAUCAUCUCUGGUGUGAAAAUAGAACCUUCUGGUAGAAAUGUCUCUUAUGGCAGCCAUGAACUUCGACCUGGAGAUGUCUAUGUUGCCAGUUAGCACACUGCACUGGCGGGCGGAUCUCCUUAAGAUCCCUGCUCAUGGAAAUCCCUAUGAACAUCCCUCCUUGCCCAUGGAUGAUGGGGUGAACAUGCCUGGGGCUGAAGCAGGAUGCCUGGCAGGUGAUGGAUUCACAGACUGGAUGACGGAAAGGGUUGAUUUUUCCUGUUACCAUCCUGUGUCAGUGGAUCCAUCUUUGCCAGGUCCUUCAGCCCCUGAUUUGGAGAUCAUGGCUACUCUUCUAAAGAAGGAGUUGGAGCAGAUGGAAGAUUACUUCCUGGAGGAGACCCUUUCUCCAACACAACCAAUGCCUCCUGAUCAAGUGGCCCCUUGCACCCCUCCAUCACAUGAAGUGCAUUUCCUCUUCCCAACACCAGACCAUCAGUUCUGUGGAAGUGAAGUAGAGUUUCAGGGCUACGUUGAAGAAGAAAACCCACCACCCGCUCCAGCCUCCAUGGGAACCCUGGAUUCUGGGUGCCUGGAGCUCUUGAAUCUCUACUCUGAUGUUCCUAGUGAUUUCCAUAGAGAACAGCUGCAGGAUCUGUCCUUGAUAAAAGACACCACUGACCCGCCAGAAUUCUUAAAACAACUGAACAGGCCUACACCAUAUGACCGCCCAAGCUCCAGCUGUAAUGUCUCAACCCAUCAAAAAGGUGACCGCAAACAGAAGAAGAGAGACCAGAAUAAGACAGCGGCACUAAGAUAUCGGCAGAGAAAAAGAGCCGAAUAUGAUGCACUGGAUGAUGAGUGCCAGAGCCUGGAGGUCAGAAACAGAGAGCUGAAAGAAAAAUCAGAUUCCAUCGAAAGAGAAAUUCAAUAUGUAAAGGACCUACUCAUUGAGGUCUACAAGGCCAGGAGUCAGAGACUCCGCAGUAAUUAGAGCUCUGUAACGAUAGGUGUAUCACAUUGUAGGAUUAUUGGGAUAGGUAAAAACUUGUUAUGUGGCCUGUAGGACAUGGGGAGAUUCUCAGCAUUUUGUGCACCAGAUUAAAAAUGCUGCAUCAAAAUGCCUAACAUCCCCCUCUUCCUUUUGUAGUAGUAAUCACAUAGAAGCACUGGCACGUUUCACAAGAUUUUUCCCUGGAUAAACGCUGCCGGAUAGUUAAUAAGUAGCUUUGAACAGACUUGUGUUGGGCGCUCCUGUGAAUUGUUUUUGAUUUUUGUAUAAUUUAGAGUUAGGAGUUCUGCUCCCACAUAUUUAUAAUCUAAGAUUUUGGCCCUCAUUUACCAAAGUACUAAUUUAAAUUCAAAGUACUUUUUUAAUUACAGAAUUUUUACACUAGGCCAUGGGUAUCUUAUAACUGCCCCUUUUCUCCAAUGCUCAUAUAUAAAAUAUAUAAUAUAUAAGAUUUUCCAACAUUAUAGAAUAUAUUUAAGGCACCUUGUUUCUGUGAUCUGUAAGCCACAUAUGUUUAUUUAAGUACCCUGUGUUCAAAAAUUGCCUCCCUGUAGUUAUUAAUGCAUAGGUGCAGCACAGCUUAGUGGGUAGCUUUUGCAGCACCCGAGUUCAAUCCCAGCCAAAGAACUAUCUACAAAGGGUUUGUAUGUUCUUCCUGUGUCUGCGUGAGUUUCCCCCAGGUACUCUGUCUUUUUUUCCACACUCUAAACACAGGCAGGUUAACUGGCUCCUAAUAAAAUUAUGUAUGAUUCUGCUAGUUACCUUAGCUUGUAAGCUCCACUGGUGCAGGGGCUGAUAUGAAUAAUGUAUAUGUUUCUCUGUAAAAGCACUGCAGAAAUGUGUUAGUGCUGUAUAAAUACCAGUAAAUAAAUAAAUACAUAAUGUGACAUUUCUCAUUACAGGGUACCGAGGAGUAUAACCAAGACAGCAGAAAGAUAUGAAUCUGAAUUAUUAUUGUAGAUAUAUCCCAUGUUGGCAGCAGUGUAGCCAUCAAGGGUGAGCAAGCUUUGAGUAGUGGAAUACUAAUUUAGCUGAGGAUUCGGGUAGCUACUUUUAAUAUAGAUUUACAAAUAAUGUGUGUGUGGUUUUUUUUUAAUUUUGGCAUGCAUUUUCACUAUUUAUAAUCAGUCAAAUAAAUAUUUCUGAAAAUAAA
This is a messenger RNA of Xenopus tropicalis (tropical clawed frog), 2360 nucleotides long. RefSeq names its product activating transcription factor 5 (gene atf5). The record is from RefSeq and is marked validated. Gene Ontology annotation, cellular component: nucleus. Gene Ontology annotation, molecular function: sequence-specific DNA binding; DNA-binding transcription factor activity. Gene Ontology annotation, biological process: regulation of DNA-templated transcription; regulation of apoptotic process; positive regulation of transcription by RNA polymerase II. Lineage: Eukaryota; Metazoa; Chordata; Amphibia; Anura; Pipidae.